Messenger RNA from Thlaspi arvense, 663 nucleotides. The record is from the annotation of a GenBank genome assembly. NCBI's taxonomy places the organism in Eukaryota, Viridiplantae, Streptophyta, Magnoliopsida, Brassicales, Brassicaceae.
AUGCUCUAUUCUGCGCCUGAUCUUGAAACGCCCGAACAGCAUUUCCCCAUGAGACCAAAAUAUGUUAGCCUCACUCUCAGAGUCGUCCAACCUAGGGCGAACCCCAACCAGCGAAUCCCUAGGGAUUUUCUCUUGAGCCCUUGUUCCCCACUCAUAGAAUCUUCAUCAACCCCUCUCCAGGAUGGCUCCUCACGAGUUGUCCUGACCUCCCACCCAAAUGCCUCAUGCUCUCCACUUUUUAUCUUCUUGAUACUCCUCGGCACCAAGUCUUGGCGGGAGUUACUCUCUGGCAUUGGACUUCUCCCAAAAAGAAAUAAUGCAAUUCCGAAGGAGGCAAGAAAUUUUGGACUGGGUGAAACAACAUAUUACGUGGUACUGGUGUGCAGUGGCAUAAUCUGGCAGUGUUUCUACCUGGGUGCGAUAGGAGUCACCUUCUCUGCUUCAUCCCUACUCUCAGCGAUCAUCAUCGCCAUGUUACUCCCUGUUACCGAAAUAUUAGCUGUAAUUUUCUACAGUGAGAAAUUUCGAGCAGAAAAAGGAGUUUCCCUUGUUCUUUCUCUUUGGGGAUUUGUCUCCUAUUUCUAUGGCGAGAUCAAAGAGAGCAAGGAGAUCCAAAAUCAAAAUCCAGAGACACAAAUGCCACAGAUCAAUCAUGCUCCAUGA